CCAAUUCUAAUAAUUUAUAUAUCUAGAAUAACAAAAUAAAUGUAAAAUUUUUUCUCGCUAUUAAUUUUGCAAACAUGUUAAUAUUAGUGUUCCAUUAGAUACCAAAACGGGUUACGCUAGCACUAAAUUAUUAUUUAUUUGGAGAAUGGUCAACUGUUUCGUCUAAACAAACAAAAAUUAAAAAAAAAUAAAAAAAGAAAAUAAAAAAAGAAAAUGAAUGAAAUUUGAAAUUCUUUCUAAUAUUGAUUUAAAUGAGGUCUUGUACUUUUUCAAUAUUCUACACUAAAACUCAAUGAUGUUAUUGCUGCUAUUGCCGUUAACGAUGGUGAUGGCAGUGAUGACGGUAGUAUUGCAUACAUUUCACUGAUUUUAUAAGUGGCCACUUAACAGUGAACUAUAGAUGCUUUAUAAAGACAAAAAGAAAAAUCUACAAACGCAUAUAUAACGGAAUCUAUAAUCUAUAAAAUACAUCGAGAAAACGAACUUUACUUGUGCAACAACUUAUUCGCUUCAAAUAUUUCUUUACACUUUCUUAUUCCAUUAUUAUUAUUAGUAAUAUUAGUAAUAAUAACACAAUUCAUGUUCAUGUACCCUUAGUUUACAUAUAUAUAAAAUUGUCUAUGCAUCGGUAAUAGAAAGAAAAACAAAACGAGCUUACAAAAUUACCCAUAUACAUACAUGCAUAUGUAUACAGAAGUAGAGAGUAGAGAGGUGGGUAAAUACACGUAAGCAAUGCCAUUAAGAAUUUUUUUAGAACGGCAUCUAACGCGUUUGCAGACAAUGAAUGUGAAAGUCCCUCAGCAGAUUGAAACAUUUAAAUGAAAUGCGUCAAGAGGAUAAACUUUGAUCCGGGCAUUAUGAAACUACCUGUGGAUGAUAAAUUCAUCAAUUAUUUAAGCCAGUCUAUCGCAAGAAGAGGUGACAGUUAACUCGCUCUUUAUUGUUUCUAAAAAUUUCCUUUUGCAAGCUACAGGAUACACAAAUAUUACCUUUUCUGCUCGAUUAUCACUAUUAUCUUUACCAUGGACGAUUUACUUGUUGUUCGAUAAAACGAUUGAUUAUUCAUUAAAGAUUGUCAGUAUGGACAAUUUUCCGCUUCACGUUAACAACAGUAAAAACAAUAACAACAGUUAUAACACAGAUACGAUGCAAAGAGGUCAAGAGGAUUUAAUGCGCACGGCCGCCUUUGAAUAUACAUUACCCACCAAUGAAGAUGACGAUGAGGAUGAGGAUGACGAUGAUGAUGAUGAUGAUGAUGAUGAUGAAGAUGCCGAAAGUAAUAAAAGCACUCCGUAUUAUACACCUAUGGAAUUUAUUCACAGUCCAUUUGAGUUUCCUUCACCGCGUUUAGCAGACACUGAAAAUUUGUUGUUAAUUUCACAAGGUAACGACAUAUCGAAACCACAAAUGGCUUUAGCAGAAACCAUACAUCAUGAAGUCGGCAAUCAAAGUCCACGUAUUUUUCAAACAUCAAGUGUGAGAGCAUUUAGCAAACAUUUGGAGCCAACAUCUCCGGCUAUAAAUCGUAAAUUUCGUCGCUUUUCUCUUUACGAACGACGUUCGUGCUCGCCGCAACAUUUAAUAAUUAAGAAUGCUGCGUCUGUUGAAUGUGCUAUGGAAACGGACAAGGAGAAUGCGAAACCAAAAUUUUUGUCAGAUAGGAAGGAAAGUAGCAAUAGUGGCAAUAACUCACCAAGUAUGAUUAUCGAUGAAUCAGGCUCGCCUCGUAUACUCACCAGCACGGAAGCAGCUUUAUUAAGCGGCAGUGUUGGUGGUAAUAAUACACGUCUUGCCUAUUCUCCUAAGCUAUUGACGUCAAUCAACAAUCUGAAUUUGAAUUCUCCUCUAGGUGUCAUAAGCUCUGCUGGUUAUAAGAAUGGCAAUUAUUUCAAAUUUCCUGAAAUUGAUCAAGGAUUUGCAUUAACAAACCCAUCUCAGCUGGAAGCAUCUAGUACUAGCUGGGAUAAUCAUUUUUUAAAAAGUCGCCCACCGUCCAAAAAACUAAGUAGUAAUAGUUCAUCUGCAUCCUUCUCGAGUACAGCGAAACCAUUUGCGUUUGACAUCUUUCCGAAAGCCGAUGUGGAUACAAAAAUAUUCCAUGAGGAAACCUCCAGUAGACAAAGUGCAAUUCCUGGUAAAAUUGAUGCUAAAAGAAAUCGUAAAAAUAAAAAUAAUUUAACUAUAAAAAUAGCCAACAGUUCUUUAAGUAGUACUACAAAUCAAAGCGCACAGUUAGAUAAAUCUGUGUCAUUAUCCUCGCCAAAUCCCAAAACACCCACCCUUAAAUGCACUAAAGAAAAGGCUCUUUCUUUAGAUUCGGCGGCCAAAGCAUCCGAAGCAAAUAAGUCAAUAGCUACAACCAAACAAACACACUUUCACUCUAGUUACGACCAAUUGGAGUCUCAGCCAUUGGAAUCUAAGGCUGAGGUGAUUAGAGAACGCUUAAGAUCUGCCAGCGUGGCGACUAAUCGCUCAACAUCCAUGUCGCAAUUGUCGGCCCACGUUAGUUCAAGCGCUAACAAGCCGAGCACUUCUCAAACGGGUAUGUUAGCGAAAACCAUACGACGUCGUCUACCAAAUUCAUCAAGUGCGGAAUGGCAACUAUAUCGCCGAAAACAGCACCCAUUUACAAUACCCGACUUGUCCAAGAACGUUACUGAGGAAGUACAGCCGGACAAAAAGACUGUUAUCAUACUUAAAGAGGAUAUAGAAGCUUCAAAUGCUAGCACGUGCAAUUCAACGCCAUCUUUGACUUAUCGCACAGCCCAUAAGCAUAAUCCUUUGUUACACACUUCGAAUACUAAUUUAAAAACGCUACCAGAGUUUUUAACUUUAGUGGAAUUCUCUACACCCUCCCAUACACAUGAUCAACAUCCUUUCAAGCAAAAGUCCAUGGAGUUGCCAAGUUCAGCGACAUCGGCAACGGCCACGGCGGCGGUGCGGUCAGCAAGUUCUACAUCGUCCACCAAUCUAUUGCAGAGGCGAGGCUCAAAUCAUAGUCUUACACUUAACUUACACGGUUCUUGCAGUAACCUUCUGGGAAGUUGUCGCACUGGCCUUAGCGUUUCCAACUACAGCCUAGGCUCGGUUGGCAGCUCGAAUAAUAAUUUAAACUCGAAAUCAAGCGGCAACUUAACCAGUUGUCAAGCAACACAAAGUAACACCACCACACACAGCAUUAAUUCGCUUCACAGUCAGGGAACUAAGCAAACUUUAUUUCGUAGACGUGGCUCAAAUCAAAGCCUAACACUGACAAAUCUAACGGCAACCUCUUGCGGAAACUUAAAUUCCUUUUCUAGCCAAAAUUCACUGAACAUGGAAAAACCUCAAAUAACUACAUUACCGCGACCACUCAAUAGUUCCACUUCAAUUAUAACAACCCCACGCAAAGGUUUACUGGAACGGCGGGGUUCCAAUCAAAAUCUUACCUUGAAUAUGAGCACUUCCUUUGGCGGUCUGGAAACUGAACGUACAAAUUUGGGAAUAAGCAGCUUGAACUUGGGCGAUUCGCGUGUAGAAGACAAUUUAAACAACCCCACAUUCGUGCCACCGUGCAAUGUGCAUACUCAUCAACGCAAAUUCUUUAGUAGCGAAAGUCUAAACCGAUCAAAUACACAGUUUUCUGAUCUGAAUCAAGCGCAUAGAAGGAAUGCCAAUCAGGUGUGCUUUGGUUCAGUUUCAGAUCUAAAACCAAGCGAUCGCGAGACAACUGCCGAUGCCAAUAGAGAGCAAACCGCUCGAGUAGAACAUUUCAAUUUCCAGGAAAGCUCUGUUUGUACCUGCACGGGAGUUCGCAACAUUAUGACCAAGCCGUUGUCGCCGCAAACCACUAGCGAAGAAUUCAAAAUUUAUUUAGCCAACAUACAAAUGCUACAGAAUGCAUCCAAUGCCCUUAACCAAAAUGAUUUAAUUAAGCUUAACUAUAUUUUUGAUCAUAGCUAUAUAGCCAACGCCAAGAGUCUAACGGAACAAACGAUACCUAUCUUGAACAUGCAUAGCGCUAAUAAAGAAAUGGAAACCCCACCGGCUUUAAUUACCACCUCGGAAGAUUGUGAAAUAAUCAAACGCUAUCUGGAAGUAGUGAGUGAUGUUUUGAAAACUUCGAAACCCGAUGAAGAUGAACAAAAACGGCUUUUUCGUAAUCUGCAUAAAGAAUUUUGGGAUUUGCCGUUGAAUCAUCAAGAAAAGCCUAUGGUAUUUGGUUCGCAGACAAAAAACCGUUAUAAGACGAUAUUGCCGAAUGAAAAUUCAAGAGUGAUACUCGAAAAAGAGUCGAAAUUAUGGAAAGAAAUUAUGGCAGAAACUGAACAUGCUACCACGGAUUUUCUUCUAGCGACAGAUGAACAGCCCUACAUAAAUGCCAACUAUAUUAAGGGUCCAGACUACACUUCUAAAUGUUAUAUAGCAACACAAGGUCCUUUACCAAACACAAUAUACGAAUUUUGGCUAAUGAUUUACCAAAAUACGCAAAAGUAUAUAGAAAUAGCGGAAGGGCCCGAAAGUCCGAGUCGACGACAGGGAAAGUUCCUCCAGCAGUAUUAUCAAAAAGUCAUAAUGCUUACAAAUUUUGUUGAAAAUAAUCGGCAAAAAUGCUCUGUUUAUUUACCAACCGAAUUAAAUGAGAUUUUUGUGACCGCUUCCCGCGAAGAACUAACAAAAUCUAAUGACUAUUUAAAGGAAAUUCUAAGGAAAUAUAUAGAAGUGCAAGAGGAAAGAGCGGAAAAGACGAUACUUGAGGCAAACAUAGGUCUGAAAACAUUUAAAAUGGAAAUACCACAGGGUCUGCAUAACGAUUUACCUCAUAACAGUGGUUUCUUCAUCAUAAAAAAUGUGGGUAUUGUGCGAAAGAACGGUUUCUCUAUACGCAAAUUGCUUAUCUUAUAUUGCGCUAAUGUUUUACCUGGAUAUAAACGUUUGUUAAUUCAACAAUUUUAUUGUUAUCAUUACUGGUAUCCGGAUUGGCCUGAUCAUCGUUCACCAAGAGAUAUAAACACUUUGCUGGACAUUGCCUUGCAUGUCAUAAAUUUGGGUAAAUGCGAAGCUGAAUUUGAGAGUUUUAACAAUGAUGACACUUCUACCAAUAGUCCGAUAACGCAUUUAGAAGCUCAGCCGGUCGAAUUGUAUCAGCAAGAUAUAUUUAAUGCCGUACAACCUUUACCAGUAAUACAUUGCUCGGCUGGUAUAGGACGUACCGGAUGUCUAACGGCCAUUUUAAAUGGAAUAAGACAGGUACGUCAAUCGUUGGCCUAUUCCUUAUCUUCGAUGGCUGCAGCUGCAGCUAAACAAGCAACUUGCUCCCAAGCUUUAAGUCCCGUUGACUUUUGUUUGCCCACAAAUUUUCUUGAGCAACAAUCUUGGCUUCAUAAGGAUCUCUUACCUCUCCCUACCGAUAUCGAUUGUAGUUUCACACGUAAUACUUUGCUUUAUAUAUGUUACAUAGUGGAUCUGUUUCAAAAUGCACAAGGAAGUGAUAAGCAAAAUCAUGAAGACUAUACUUGGAAAUUGCCGGUAUUAACAGACCUUCCAAAAAAGCCAAAUAUAUUCGUAGACAUCUUAGGUAUCGUUUGUAAUCUACGCUUACAACGUGGAGGUAUGGUUCAAAAUUCCGAGCAAUACGAACUUAUACACAGGGCAAUCUGUGUGUACUUGAAAAGAAUGUUUGCUUUAAAAAGAUUUUAAAAAGAAAAAAGUAAAUGAAGUGUUAAUGAAAAAAAAAAAAAAU
Glossina fuscipes is the source of this 5722-nucleotide messenger RNA. RefSeq lists its product as uncharacterized. The transcript has 3 exons. The record is from RefSeq and is a predicted model, not a curated record. Lineage: Eukaryota; Metazoa; Arthropoda; Insecta; Diptera; Glossinidae. Gene Ontology annotation, molecular function: protein tyrosine phosphatase activity. The coding region runs from base 1081 to 5679 and encodes 1532 amino acids. Gene Ontology annotation, biological process: protein dephosphorylation.